CCGGAGGACACCCAAAUGCAGGAUGGCUGGAACGCAGUUUACAAUCUACCUCACGGAAAUGAAUGGGUUCGGAAACCUAACGCAAGCAAUUUAAAGCUGCCCUUCACACAUGCGCACAGUCAGCAGACAGUGGCUCCGAACGGCAGGAGCGAAACGGCCUUCGGCAGCUGCAGGCGCCGCGGGGAGGAUGCUGAGUUUCCCGGGCGCGGCGGCGGUGUCAGCGGCGGCGGCGGGGCUUGCGGGGCCCGAGGCAGGCUCUCCUCAGCCAUGGCCAGGCUGGCAGAUUAUUUCAUUGUGGUGGGCUACGACCACGAGAAGACAGGAUCAGGAGAUGGUCUGGGGAAAAUAAUCCAGAGAUUUCCCUUAAAGGAUUUGGAUGACACUCCUUUCCCACAGGGAAUAGAGUUGUUUUGUCAGCCUGGAGGAUGGCAUCUGUCCAGAGAGAGGAAGCAGCCUACGUUCUUUGUGGUGGUGCUCACAGAUAUAAACUCUGAGCGGCAUUAUUGCUCUUGCCUGACUUUCUAUGAAGCAGAGAUCAAUCUUCAGGGAUCAAGAGAAACAGAAGGAGAGGAGGAGACAGGUUUGAUCCAGCCUGCAGAAGUAUUUGCUCCCAAAAGCCUGGUGUUGGUGUCCAGAUUAGAUUAUCCAGAAAUUUUCAGGGCUUGCCUUGGCUUGGUCUACACUGUGUAUGUGGACAACCUGCAUGUUUCACUGGAGAGUAUCAUUGCAAAUCUCUGUUCGUGCUUUGUCCCUGCUGCUGGAGGGUCACAGAAGCUGUUUUCCUUGGGAGCAGGAGACAGGCAACUGAUACAAACUCCUUUACAUGAUAGUCUUCCUGUCACAGGGACCAGUGUGGCUCUUCUGUUUCAACAAUUAGGAAUUCAAAAUGUGCUGAGUCUGUUCUGCGCAGUUCUUACAGAAAAUAAGGUCCUCUUUCAUUCUGCAAGUUUCCAAAGACUGAGCGAUGCCAGUAGAGCACUUGAAUCUUUAAUGUUUCCUCUCAAAUAUAGUUACCCAUACAUUCCAAUUCUCCCUGCACAGCUGCUUGAAGUUCUCAGCUCACCCACACCUUUUAUUAUUGGUGUGCAUUCUGUCUUCCGUAAUGAGAUUCAUGAACUUUUAGAUGUAAUUAUAGCAGAUCUGGAUGGUGGUACAAUUAAAAUUCCCGAAUGUAUUCAUCUCUCCCAGCUCCCCGAACCACUACUCCACCAGACUCAAACUGCCCUCUCUCUAGUUUUACAUCCAGAUUUGGAAACAGCAGAUUAUGCAUUUCCUCCUCCUCGAACAGCUCUGUCACAUUCCAAAAUGUUGGAUAAAGAAGUGCGAGGUGUCUUUCUUAGGUUAUUUGCACAGCUUUUCCAAGGAUAUAGAUCUUGUCUUCAGCUAAUCAGGAUUCAUUCAGAACCUGUCAUAAACUUUCACAAGGCAGCCUUCUUGGGCCAGAGAGGCUUGAUUGAGAAUGAUUUUCUUACCAAAAUCCUGAAUGGAAUGGCAUUUGCUGGUUUUGUGUCAGAGAGAGGUCCUCCUUACAGAUCCUGUGAUCUCUUUGAUGAGUUGGUAGCAUUUGAAGUAGAGAGAAUUAAAUCUGAGGAAAGCAAUUCAUCAAAAAUGUUAAAGCAUGUCAGAGAACUUGCAGACCAACUGUUAAAAAAUGAGAAUCCAAAUCCUCACCUGGCAUUCCAGAAAGUUCCACGACCUACGGAAGGAUCUCACCUGCGAGUUCAUGUACUUCCUUUCCCCAAGAUUAAUGAGAAUCAUGUUCAGGAUCUAAUCCAGGAAAGUUUGGUUAAGAACCAAAGUGCACCACCUGCUUCUCGUGUGGAAAGGAAAUGCGUUGUUCCUGCUGGCCCACCUGUUGUUUCCAUAGUAGAAAAGUCAAGUACGGUUUUCAACAGUGCACAAAGGCUGGAAGUUGUUAGAAACUGCAUCUCUUUUAUAUUUGAAAAUAAAAUUUUGGAGACUGAAAAGACUCUGCCUGCUGCACUGAGAGCCCUAAAAGGAAAAGCAGCACGGCAAUGUUUGACACAGGAACUAAGCCUACAUGUUCAGCAAAAUCGAGCUAUACUGGAUCAUCAGCAGUUCGAUUACAUUGUACGGAUGAUGAACUGUACUUUGCAGGAUUGUUCAACGUCAGAAGAGUACAACAUUGCUGGAGCACUGCUGCCACUAACAACUGCUUUUUAUAGGAAACUAGCUCCUGGAGUCAGUCAGUUUGUUUACACCUGUGUUCAAGAUCAUCCAAUAUGGGCUAACCAGCAGUUCUGGGAAACAAACUUUUACAGUGAUGUGGAAAAUCAAAUUCGUUCACUCUACCUUUCAGCUAAGGAAGACAAUCAUCCACAACACUUAAAGCAGAAAGAGAAGAAUUCUGAUGCCCAGGCCCAAGAAAAGACUGCCAUGGACUUAGCUGCUGAGCAGAUGCGUCUGUGGCCAACACUUAGUAAAGAGACUCAACAGCAACUAGUACAAAGUGAAGAAAGUAUGGUUUUCAGUCAGGCAAUUCAUUUUGCUAACCUCAUGGUAUACCUGCUGGUGCCACUGGACACCAGUAAAAACAAACUCCUAAGAACUUCAGCAACGGGCGACUGGGAGAGUGGAAGCAAUAGCAUUGUCACAAAUAGCAUUGCAGGCAGUGUUGCUGAGAGUUAUGAUACUGAAAGUGGGUUUGAGGAUUCUGAGAACAAUGACAUUGCCAAUGCUGUCGUGCGCUUCAUUACUAGGUUCAUAGACAAGGUUUGCACAGAAAGUGGAGUUACACAGGAUCACAUCAGGAGUCUUCAUUGUAUGAUACCAGGAAUUGUAGCAAUGCACAUUGAGACUCUGGAGGCUGUUCAUCGAGAAAGUAGAAGGUUGCCACCAAUUCAGAAGCCCAAGAUUCUACGACCAGCUUUGCUACCAGGGGAAGAGUUUGUGUGUGAAGGUCUCCGUGUGCUUCUGGAUCCUGAUGGCCGAGAGGAGGCAACUGGAGGAUUGCUUGGAGGCCCUCACAUUCUCCCUGCAGAAGGAGCUUUGUUCCUUACUACGUACAGAGUUAUAUUUAAAGGCACACCUCAUGAUCAACUAGUGGGAGAACAAACUGUUAUUCGGAGCGUUCCCAUUGCCUCAAUAACUAAGGAGAAGAAAAUUACCAUCCAGAACCAGCUUCAACAAAGCAUGCAGGAAGGGCUACAAAUUACCUCUGCUGUGUUUCAGCUGAUUAAGGUAGCUUUUGAUGAAGAAGUGGGCCCUGAAGUUGUAGAGAUAUUUAAGAAACAGCUAAUGAAGUUUCGCUACCCCCAGUCCAUCUUUAGCACUUUUGCUUUUGCAGCUGGUCAAACUGCACCUCAGAUAAUCUUACCAAAGCAAAAAGAAAAGAACACUUCCUUUCGCACUCUUUCAAAAACAAUUGUAAAAGGAGCAAAACGUGCAGGGAAGAUGACAAUUGGCCGACAGUACCUACUAAAGAAGAAAACGGGGACAAUUGUGGAAGAAAGAGUGAAUCGUCCUGGGUGGAAUGAGGAGGAUGAUCUAUCAGUUUCAGAUGACAGUGAAAUGCACGCUAGUGCUACUCUGAAAGCAUCAGAGAAAUCAACUAUGGAACAGCUAGUGGAAAGAGCUUGUUUUAGAGAUUAUCAACGCUUGGGAUUGGGAACUAUCAGUAAUAGCUCUUCUCGCUCAAAAACAGAGUACUUUCGAAUAACGGCCUUGAACAGGAUGUAUUCUCUUUGCAGAAGCUAUCCAGGGCUACUAGUGGUACCUCAGUGUGUGCAGGACAGCAGCCUGCAGAGAGUAGCUCGCUGUUACAGACACAAUCGCUUGCCAGUGGUCUGUUGGAAAAACUCAAAAACCAGCACACUUCUGCUUCGAGCCGGUGGCUUUCAUGGCAAAGGAGUUGUUGGCCUUUUCAAAUCUCAAAAUACACAAACAUCAGCUCCUACAUCACUAGAAUCAUCAAACAGCAUAGAACAAGAAAAAUACCUUCAAGCCUUACUGAAUGCAAUUUCUGUCCAUUGUAAAAUGAAUGGCAAUACUCUCACUGUCAGGCCAACAAUUGCUUUGUCUCCAGGCACUGAAAGGAGGGCUUCAAGAAUGUCCACUGUGUUUAAGCAGGUAGUGCCAGGACAGUUGGAUGUAAAUCUAUCCAAUAGCUUUGCCCGAGGAGUGCUUGGGUACAGAGAUAAAUGUUUCACACAUUCAAAUUCCAAAUCAGGAAGAGUCCAUCAAGGUGUGUGGGCAAGUCUUCGUUCUAGCAGUCGGUUUAUCAGCACUCAAAUGCCAUUCCUCGAUGUGGGUGCAAGAUUAGCAGGAAAAGAUGGUUCACCUUCAUAUACCAGCAGUAGUGCAUAUUUUCAAAACCGGCUUCUGAAACGCCAGGCUUCCCUCUACAUAUUUGGAGAAAAAUCUCAACUAAGGAGCUUCAAACUUGAUUUUGCUUUAAAUUGUGAAUUUGUUCCUGUCGAGUUCAGUGACAUCCGGCAAGUGAAAGCUAGUUUUAAAAAGCUCAUGAGUGCUUGUGUCCCUAGCAAUAUUCCUGCAGAUUCUGAAAUAACAUUCCUUAAAGCACUUGGAGAAUCAGAGUGGUUCCCACAGCUUCACAGAAUAAUGCAGUUGGGUGUGGUUAUAUCGGAGUUGCUUGAGAAUGGUUCUUCAGUUUUGGUUUGCCUAGAAGAUGGCUGGGAUAUCACAGCACAGGUGGUGUCUCUCGUGCAAUUACUUAGCGAUCCAUUCUAUCGAACACUUGAAGGUUUCAGAAUGCUAGUGGAAAAAGAAUGGCUGUCCUUUGGUCAUAAGUUCAGCCAGCGCAGUAAUUUGACUCUCAAUUGCCAGGGGAGUGGAUUUGCUCCUGUUUUUUUGCAGUUCUUGGAUUGUGUUCACCAGAUUCACAACCAGUAUCCAACAGAGUUUGAAUUCAAUCAGUAUUACCUGAAGUUUGUAGCAUUUCACUAUGUUUCCAAUCGAUUUAAAACAUUCUUGCUGGACUCAGACUAUGAAAGACUGGAACAUGGAACACUGUUUGAAGAUAAAGGAGAGAAACAUGGCAAGAAAGGAGUUUGCAUGUGGGAAUGCAUAGACAAAAUUCACAAAAGAAGUCCUGUUUUCUUCAAUUACCUCUAUGCACCAGCUGAAACAGAGGCAUUAAAACCUAAUGUAAACAUAUCCAGUCUUAAAAAGUGGGAUUACUACACAGAGGAGACUUUGGCUACUGGUCCUUCUUAUGACUGGGCCAUGGUAACUGCAAAAUGUAGUACCUUGGAUGAACCUGACCAAAUGGACAUGUCACCUUCUCACAGUAAGAGGAAAAUUGUCUGGCCAUGCUAUGACAACAUUAGCAAAGUGCAGCCAGAUGCCAUCACCAGCCUAUUAAAUGAAAUCGAAAGAUUGGAGAACAAGUUAAAUCAAAGCCCAGAAAGGUGGCAGCCAUUGUGGGAAAAAGUCAAAGUAAAUGUUAAAGAAGAUACAAGGCAGGACAAUCAUCGGAGACAUCCUUCUGGCUCGUCAGCAAUCAUGUCUGCCAAUCUGCAUUCUUAUCAAAAGAGGUCUUUGUUACAUCUACCAGACAGUGGAUUGGGUGGAGAACAGAACACCAACAUCUCACCCUCCAAUGGUGUGGAAAGGAGAGUAACUACGCUGUACAAUCAGUUCACAUCAAAGAAUGAUGAAAAUAGAUCAUUUGAAGGUACACUUUACAAAAGAGGAGCUUUGUUGAAAGGCUGGAAACCUCGUUGGUUUGUGCUAGAUGUUACCAAACACCAACUAAGAUAUUACGAUUCUGUUGAGGAUGCAUGCUGCAAGGGCCAUAUCGAUCUUGCAGAAGUAGAAAGUGUGAUACCUGCUUCACCUACUAUGGGUGCUCCAAAGCAUGCUAAUGAGAGAGCAUUCUUUGAUCUGAAGACAAGUAAACGUGUAUAUAAUUUCUGUGCCCAAGAUGCACAAAGUGCCCAGCAGUGGAUGGACCGAAUACAGAGCUGUAUUUCAGAUGCAUAAUUAGGAAUUUUGCUUUGCUGCCAACAGCAGAAAGGAAAUGAUUCCAUAUGCAAAAUAAAAUCACUUUGGAUUAUAACAAGA
Podarcis raffonei (Aeolian wall lizard) is the source of this 6045-nucleotide messenger RNA. RefSeq names its product SET binding factor 2 (gene SBF2). The transcript has 43 exons. Bases 16 to 5964 code for a protein of 1982 amino acids. The record is from RefSeq and is a predicted model, not a curated record. Lineage: Eukaryota; Metazoa; Chordata; Lepidosauria; Squamata; Lacertidae.